CUGCCCAUAAAGCGCAAAAGUUUUAUUUGAAUGACGUUCUCAGACAUUUACUGACGGCGUUCAAAGUCAUGCGCCACUUUCAACACCGGAAUUUUCAUCUUCAGACGGGGAUUCAUCUGAAUUCAGUUACGUCAAAGACAGACCUAAUCUUAUUGAAGUACUCCAACUUAUAAUAAAAAGGGCCAGACAAGAAAAAUUGCCAAGUUCUUCAAUCAAGUUUUUUCAUUCUACUCUAAGACCAUUCGCAUUUUUUCACCACAAUGUCUCUCAGUCGGGUACCAAUGUUUCGUAUUUUUCUUUUGAUGACUACUCAAGUACAAGUGAGCAAUACGAUUAAUAAAACCACAGAAUCCACAAAUGCCACUACUAGUAGCACAUUCAAGUGUGGACAGGCUCCGGUUCUUUUCCAAGACGAAAACAAGGAGCGCAUCAUUAACGGAACAUAUUCACCAGCCAGAGGCGCCUAUCCUUUCAUGGUCAAUAUUAAACUCGGGUGGCAACAUUGGUGCGGGGGUGCUUUGUACGACAAAAUUACUGUCAUUUCUGCCGCCCAUUGUUUCUGGAGAGGUCAAGAUGUCAGCGAUUUGAAACUUUUCUUUGCCGAUUUCGACCAGAAAAUAGGACGUUUUUCAAUUACCCUUCUCUCGCCAAUGUUCCAAAACAUAGCAGGAUACACCUACGAAAAAGGCCAAGAGAGACGGUACGUUGAGCGUAUCUUUAUUCAUCCCGACUACCAAAAUGGAAUUGUCAACGACAUUGCAAUCAUCAAACUGACGGAACCAGUUCCCUUCACAGAUAUGAUUCAACCGAUAUGUCUACCGAGUUUCGAAGUUCAAGGAGGCGAGCAAGCGGUGACUUUGGGGUGGGGAUACACUUAUGGGACAGCCAACGGAAACAUCUUGGGAGUGCUGCAUGUUCCUGUGAUUCCACGAUCGAUAUGCUCCAGCGGCAACUGGUACGGAGGUGCAGUUAAAGAAUGCAUGAUUUGUGCGGGAUACAAGGACGGAAUGUGGGACUCCUGUCAAGGAGACUCCGGAGGUCCCCUUGCAGUGCAGAACGAGAAAGGGGCCUUCGAAUUAAUCGGAGUGACUUCUUGGGGACAGGGGUGUGCCAAAUCACACAAACCUGGGGUGUAUGCUGAUGUAUAUGACUACAUAGAUUGGAUCAGGGAAACAGCUGGGGAGCCAGACUACUAUUAAUUUGAUGGGGAGAGAAAUAAAAAAUAUUACUUGCUGCAGUUUUGAAGAAUUAGUCAAUACGGCGGAAUAAUCAUAGAUCCUAUGAUUUAACUAACAAGGCCAACAGACAGCUGGAAAAGCGUCCAAAAGCUCAGAGACUACAU
Molecule: messenger RNA, 1342 nt
Organism: Symsagittifera roscoffensis
Lineage: Eukaryota; Metazoa; Xenacoelomorpha; Acoela; Convolutidae
Product: acrosin-like
Exons: 3
Coding region: 261-1199 (312 amino acids)
Biological process (GO): proteolysis
Molecular function (GO): serine-type endopeptidase activity
Source: RefSeq, a predicted model, not a curated record